UGACGUACUGACGCUGCCCGACCCCGGCCGCGCAGGCGUUGGUGUAGCCGUUUGCCGGCGGUUGGAGGGGGCUGCUGUUUUGUGGUGUCGGUCCCCAGCGAUUCCCAGUCUCCAUGUACUCUCCCGGCAGCACCUCCCCGCAGCAGCACGAUGGGGCCGCAUGGGACGGCUCCGCGUCUGCCUGCUUCGCUGCUUCCCCCUCCGCCGCUUCCUCCUUCUCGUCGGGCCGCGGCCGCGGCAAGGGGUUGGAGGCUGUCCGCGUCUCUGAGGAAGUGGAGAUCGCGGUGAACCUGGCGCUGGAGCGGUUCUGGUACAGCGAUGAUCAAGAGAUGGCGUUUCCUUCGUCUUUCACUUCUACCGAAAGAGCUUUUGUUCACCGACUGUGUCAGUCUCUGGGUUUGAUAUCUAAAAGUAAAGGAAAAGGAGCAAAUCGAUAUCUAACAGUCAGGAAAAAGAAUGAAUCUGAAGUAACUCAUGCAGAAAUGACUUGUUGUUUGACUACCAGAACGAAACAGGCUGUUCACAGUUUAAUUCAUAGAUUUCCUCUCACAAAUAAAGAACGAAUAGAACUUCUGCCAAAGACGCGUCGAGGAAAUGCAUUUGCUGUUGAAACUGAAAGCAAAGAAGUUGGGAAGACAAGUGGAAGGCUCAGCAGUGGUAUUCCUCAAGUCCCACUGAAAAGAGGGGAGUCGGAAUAUGACUCUUUUAGGCAAUCAUUGCCAGUUUUUGAAAAGAAGGAGGAAAUUGUCAAAAUAAUAAAGGAAAAUAAAGUUGUUCUCAUUGUAGGAGAGACUGGAUCAGGAAAAACUACUCAAAUUCCUCAGUUCCUUCUUGAUGACUGCUGCAAAAAUGGAAUUCCCUGUCGUAUAUUUUGCACUCAGCCAAGACGUUUGGCAGUUAUUGCUGUGGCUGAAAGAGUGGCAGCCGAAAGAAGAGAAAAGGUUGGCCAGACAGUUGGUUAUCAGAUCCGAUUAGAAAGCAGGGUUUCUCCAAGGACACUGUUAACGUUUUGCACUAAUGGCAUACUGCUUCGCACACUAAUGGCAAGAGACAGUGCUCUAUCAACAGUAACACACGUUAUUAUGGAUGAAGUACAUGAGAGGGAUAGAUUCAGUGAUUUCUUGUUAAUAAAACUGCGAGAUAUAGUGCAAAACCAGAGUAAUUUAAAACUAAUCAUUUCUAGUGCUGCUCUAGAUGUGAAUCUCUUUGUUAAGUAUUUUGGAAGUUGCCCAGUAAUACACAUCCAGGGAAGACCAUUUGAAGUUAAAGAGAUGUUUUUGGAGGACAUUUUACGAAGCACUGGAUAUACAAACAAAGAGAUGAUAAAAUACAAAAAAGAGAAACAGCGAGAAGAAAAACAGCAAAGCACUCUCACUGAGUGGUGUUCUGCUCAAGAAGAUAAUAGCAACCCAGAGUCACAGAGAAGAUCUGUUGCAAAUGUAUCUGAAGAGUAUAAUGUUCUGGAGAGCAGUGGGGAUGCAGCAUUUAAUAAUCUGAUUGAAAAAGAUACAAGUUGUCUUGAACCAUGGUUAAUAAAAGAAAUGGAUUCUUGUCUUUCUGACAUCUGGUUACAUAAAGAUAUCGAUUCCUUUGCUCAGGUGUUCCAUUUCAUCUUAACUGAAAAUGUCAGUGUUGAUUAUAGGCACAGUGAAACCAGUGCAACUGCACUUAUGAUCGCUUCAGGGAGAGGCUUUCUAAGUCAAGUAGAGCAACUGAUCAGUAUGGGAGCAAGUGUCCACUGCAAAUCAUCCAAUGGCUGGAUGGCUAUAGACUGGGCUAAGCACUUUGGACAAACAGAGGUGGUUGACCUGUUGGAAUCUUACAGUGCUUCAGUGGAAUUUGGAAAUCUGGAUGAAAGUUCUCUGGUCCAAGCAGGUGGUAAUGACCUUGGAGCAGAGGACAGAGAAUUGUUGAAAGCUUAUCAUCACAGUCUUGAUGAUGAGAAGGUGGAUCUGGACCUGAUUAUGCACUUACUUCACAACAUUUGCAGUAGUUCUGAUGGGGGAUCAAUUUUAGUAUUUCUUCCUGGAUAUGAUGAGAUAAUUAGCUUGAGGAACCGUAUUAUUUUUGAUGACAAGAGAUUUGUUGAUAAUGCUCACAGAUACCAAGUAUUCAUGCUUCAUUCAAAUAUGCAGACUUUGGAUCAGAAAAACGUGCUUAAAACUCCACCUUCUGGCAUCCGCAAAAUAAUUCUUUCUACUAAUAUUGCGGAAACCAGUAUCACAGUCAAUGAUGUUGUAUUUGUUAUUGAUUCGGGAAAGAUGAAAGAGAAGUCUUUUGAUGCACUGAGUUGUGUUACAAUGUUAAAAACUGUGUGGAUUUCAAAAGCCAGUGCUCUGCAGAGAAAAGGGAGAGCUGGGCGCUGUCGACCUGGAGUCUGCUUCCGUCUCUUCAGCAGGCUCCGAUUUCAGAAUAUGUUGGAAUUUCAGACUCCAGAACUUCGAAGAAUGCCACUUCAGGAGCUUUGUUUACACACAAAACUACUGGCUCCAGUAAAUUGCGCAGUUGUUGACUUUCUCAUGAAAGCUCCUGAUCCUCCACCAGCUGCAAUUGUGAACAACGCCAUACAGAUGCUCAAGAAAAUAGAUGCCAUGGAUGCCUGGGAAGACCUCACCGAACUUGGUUAUCAUCUUGCUGAAUUACCAGUAGAGCCACACCUUGGCAAAAUGGUGCUGUGUGCUGUUGUUCUGAAGUGCCUGGAUCCUAUUCUCACUAUUGCUUGCACUCUUGCAUAUCGAGACCCUUUUGUUUUACCUGCGGUGGCCUCUCAAAAGCGUGCAGCUAUGGUGUGCAGAAAACGUUUAGCUGCAGGAACAUUUAGUGACCAUAUGGUGCUCCUCAGGGCUUUCCAGGCAUGGCAGAAGGCACAAAGUGAUGGCUGGGAGAGGGCCUUCUGUGAAAAGAACUUUCUUUCUCAAGCUACAAUGGAAAUCAUAAUCGGAAUGAGAGCACAGUUACUUGGUCAGCUUAGAGCUUUAGGUUUUGUCAGAGCCAGAGGAGGUGCUGAUAUUAGAGAUGUUAACGUUAACUCUGAAAACUGGGCUGUUGUUAAAGCUGCCUUAGUGGCUGGGAUGUAUCCCAAUCUAGUGCAUGUGGACAGGGAAAGCCUGGUUUUGACAGGACCGAAAGAGAAGAAAGUGCGAUUGCAUCCUACAUCUGUUCUUAGCCAGGCCCAGUAUAAAAAGAUCCCGCCAUCAAAUGGGCAAGCUGCAGCUGUUCAGGCACUCCCUACUGACUGGCUUAUAUAUGAUGAAAUGACAAGAGCUCACAGGAUAGCAAAUAUCAGAUGUUGUUCAGCUGUAACACCUGUCGCUGUGGUACUCUUCUCUGGACCAACUAGGUUACCACGUAGUGCUUUGCAAGAGCCUUUGUCCCUUCGAGGAAAUAGGGUAUCUAACGAUGACAGUGAUAGUGGGAUGGAGGACGAAAGAUCUAAUGUGGCACUACUGAAGCUAGAUGAAUGGCUCCAUUUCAAACUGGACUCUGAAGUUGCUGGUUUGCUGAUGCAACUCAAACUCAAGUGGCAUAGCUUAUUUUUGCGACGUAUGCGAGCUCCUUCGAAACCAUGGUCUCAAGCUGACGAAAUAACUCUAAGAGCAAUUAUAUCUGUUUUAAGUACUGAAGAACAGUCUGCAGGUUUGCUGCAGCCUUCAGGAGUUGGUCAGAGGCCAAGGCCUGUUUCUUACAACGAACUUCCUUCAGCACCUGCCUGGAGGUCAGGCGGCAGCUCAGCAGAAACUGAAUUAUCUGAUGAUUCCUCUAAUGCUGAAAAAGUUGUAAGGAAGUCUGCACCUUCAUCAUUUCAUCAGUCAAGGAGAUACAAAGAAAAAAAUAAUUCAAAACGAACAUCAGAUGAGAAGUCAGAUCAGUCAUCAGUGAAAUCUACAGACAGCAGCUGCUAUCCUAGCCCGUGUGCUAGUCCUUCUCAGGUGUCUGGAAAGGUAUUAUUCGGUUCCAAAACUCCUUCACCAAGGCUAAGUAUGCCGGUUAGGUACUUUAUAAUGAAGAGCAGCAAUCUGCAAAACCUUGAUAUUUCUCAGCAGAAAGGUAUAUGGUCUACUACGCCAAGUAAUGAACAAAAACUAAACAGAGCUUUUCAGGAGAGCAACUUGGUUUACUUAAUAUUUUCUGUCCAAGGAUCUGGACACUUUCAGGGAUUUGCUAAAAUGUCUUCAGAGAUAGGGUGUGAGCAAAGUCAGUGCUGGGGAUCUACUGGUUUAGGAGGUGUGUUUAAGGUGGAAUGGAUCCGAAAAGAAAGCAUUCCUUUCCAGUUUACACAACAUUUGCUCAACCCCUGGAAUGACAAUAAGGAAGUACAGAUAAGCAGAGAUGGCCAGGAGCUAGAGCCGCAAAUUGGAGAGCAGUUGCUACAGCUCUGGGAUCAUAGUACUUCAACAGGAAGAACCUCAACUGACAGUGUAAAGUAAUAAAAUAGCACCCUGGUUAUAAAAAAAAAUUAUGUAGAACCAGCAAUGUGCCUACGGUAUAAGGAUGAGGAAGAAGAUGGUGUAACAAGCUCUGAAAGUGUUAGUGAUUCUGUGCAGCUAGCACUGGAACAAUAAAAGGAAAUAAGGUUUAUUUUAAUGUUUUACACGUAUUAACAAAAAUUGUAACAUUGUUUGCCAGCCUGGUUUCAAGUGAAUUAUUUUUUUUCUGAAGUAAGAUAUUUGGUAUGCAGCCGAUUCUCAGAAAUACAGUUAAAUUCAAAACUAAAUUUGAAGUAGUGCACAAUGCAGUGUGUUUUAAAUAGCACAGCAAGUACAAUUUAAACUGUUUAAGUACACAAUUACAUUCAAAGCUUUUUCCACAUUAGUGGUAAAGAAAACAGUGUAAUAUUUAUUAGACUUGCAGGUUUCUGAAAUUAAAUGUCACAAAAAUGAAUUAAAGAUUCCAUUAAGUAUUAGUUGAAAUUCAAUGUGCGAAGUCAAUAUGUGUUCAUACAAACAGUUGAGCAAUUGGAGAAUGUUGAAGUUCAUUUGAAUGUUCAUUUUAAAUUUAAAUUCCUUUAAAGGGAGUGUGAGGUUCCUUUGAGAGUUGUCUUGUUCAGCUUCUGCUCUCAGUCUGUUGUUUUACACCUUUUUAAAGAUGAACAUAGUUCACUAAGUCUCAGUUGCUUGGUAAUAAGCAAAAAUCUAAUAGGGUACCAAUAUGGGCAUUCUUAAAAGAUGAUUUUGUUUCAUUAAAAAAAAAUAAAACUGCUAGUAUUAGCUUUCUUUGUUUUAAUAAGCUUCUUUUUACAGGUUAACUUGCUUUGUAAGAUUGGUGUAAAUUUACUGUUUGCUGUCAGCACAAUCUUUGUAGUUGACCUUAAAAUAAACAGAGCCUUUUGUGCCUCUGAGCCUGCUCUUA
Molecule: messenger RNA, 5349 nt
Organism: Coturnix japonica (Japanese quail)
Lineage: Eukaryota; Metazoa; Chordata; Aves; Galliformes; Phasianidae
Gene: YTHDC2
Product: YTH N6-methyladenosine RNA binding protein C2
Cellular component (GO): intracellular anatomical structure
Molecular function (GO): ATP binding; RNA binding; helicase activity
Source: RefSeq, a predicted model, not a curated record